AUGCCAAUCACCCUCCCCACCACCACCAACCCCCCACCAUCAUCACCAUCACCAUUAACAACCCCCCUCUCCCCACUCGCAACCCUAACAACACACCUCCGCGCGCACAUCCUUCGCCCGCUCACCUUCCAGGACACGCGCGACAAGGGCGCCGCCGCGACCGUCGUGCUGCGGGGCGUGGCCAACACGGCGCAUUUCGUGCUCACGGGCGGCUCGCCGUGGUGGGCGCCGCUGUACUAUGUGCUGGACCAGCUGGUGGUGAUGUACAUGGUGGGUGUGGUGGCGGGGGUGAAGGGGGGGAGGAAGCUGGGGGGGUGGAGGGUGGACGAGCGGUUUUUCGAGUACUUCCUGGCGGCUUGCGGUGUCGUGCACGUGCUGUACAUGGGCAUCUUGCUCAUGUGCGUCGUGACCUUGGCCAUCUUCUACGGCGUGACGGGCGGCUUUGUCCUGACGAUCGCUGGCGUGGCGAUCCUGCCCGUCGCGUUGCUGGCCGCGCUGCCGGAAGACGGAGAGAGCGGACCAAGUCUCCCGUGA
Molecule: messenger RNA, 534 nt
Organism: Chaetomium globosum CBS 148.51
Lineage: Eukaryota; Fungi; Ascomycota; Sordariomycetes; Sordariales; Chaetomiaceae
Exons: 2
Coding region: 1-534 (177 amino acids)
Source: RefSeq, a predicted model, not a curated record